Molecule: messenger RNA, 1795 nt
Organism: Rosa rugosa (rugosa rose)
Lineage: Eukaryota; Viridiplantae; Streptophyta; Magnoliopsida; Rosales; Rosaceae
Product: protein DETOXIFICATION 12-like
Exons: 7
Coding region: 115-1566 (483 amino acids)
Biological process (GO): xenobiotic detoxification by transmembrane export across the plasma membrane
Cellular component (GO): membrane
Molecular function (GO): xenobiotic transmembrane transporter activity; antiporter activity
Source: RefSeq, a predicted model, not a curated record
UAUUCGUCACUCCACGUACGUAAUGACGAGAAAAAGAUAAUAAAGACUUAUGCUGCAUACUAUAGACUAAGUUCAAGUAAUAAAACUUCGAGUGAAUGCACUGCGGAUGCUGAAAUGACUAACAUGGAAGGACUGUUAUUACCAAGAGGCAAAGAUCAACUAGAUCAAAGAAAAGGGCCAUGGCGGUCGUUCUUCCAAGAAGUGAAGAGGUUGAGUUGCAUAGCAGGACCUAUGGUUGCCGUGAAUCUAUCCCAGUUCUUGUUGCAGAUCGUUUCGAUGAUGAUGGUUGGUCACCUCGGUGACCUAGCUCUCUCUAGCACCGCCAUAGCCAUCUCGCUAGCUAACGUCACUGGCUUUAGUCUUUUUUCAGGACUGGCUAGUGCGCUGGAAACUUUAUGUGGACAAGCUUAUGGAGCUGAACAAUAUCAGAAACAUGGACUUCAAACUUACACUGCUAUAUUUUCUCUGAACCUAGUCUGUCUUCUUAUAUCUUUCAUAUGGUUUUAUACGGAGGACUUGCUGAUUUUCAUGGGUCAAGAUCCUUCAAUUUCUCGUCAAGCUGGCAAAUUCAUAGUAUUGCUUAUUCCGGCUCUAUUUGCUUGUGCAACUCUUCAACCACUCAUUAGAUACUUUCAGACACAAAGUUUGAUACUUCCAAUGCUUCUGAGCUCUUGUGUGACACUUAUGUUCCAUAUUCCUCUCUGUUGGGUCCUAGUGUUCAAGUCUGGACUGGAUAACCUUGGAGGAGCAUUAGCGAUGAGCAUUUCCUACUGGUUGUAUGCGAUUCUAUUGGGAUUAUACAUGAAGUUUUCUUCUGCAUGUUCAAAAACCAGAGCUCCAAUUUCUAAGGAGGUGUUCCAAGGAAUUGGAGAGUUCUUUCGCUUUGCCAUCCCUUCUGCAGUAAUGUUAUGUCUUGAGUGGUGGUCAUUUGAGCUGCUUAUCUUGCUGUCUGGACUUUUACCAAAUCCUACUCUUGAAACUUCAGUGUUGUCUGUAUGUCUCCAGACAAUUGUGACACUCUAUUCAAUACCGAAUGGAAUUGGUGCGGCAGCAAGUACUAGAGUUUCAAAUGAACUAGGAGCUGGUAACCCGGAAGGUGCUCGUAUAGCUACUUGCGCUGCCAUGUUUCUUGCAGUCGCAGAGACGAGUACAGUAGCCAUAACCCUCUUUUGCUGCCGCCAAGUAUUUGGUUACCUAUUUACCAAUGAGGAAGAAGUAAUUGAUUAUGUCAGAAUUAUGGCUCCUCUACUUUGCCUAUCUGUUAUACUAGACAGCUUGCAAGGGGUCCUUUCAGGUAUAUCUAGAGGAUGUGGGUGGCAGCAUAUAGGGGCUUACAUAAAUCUUGGGGCAUAUUAUUUAUGUGGGAUUCCAGUUGCUGCUACAUUGGCUUUCUUGGUACUACUAAGAGGAAGGGGGCUUUGGAUAGGAAUACAAGUCGGUGCUUUUGUGCAAACCACUCUGCUAGCUUUUGUGACAUGUUGUACAAACUGGGAAAUGCAGGCAAGUAAGGCAAGGGAGCGAAUAUUUGAUGGAAGCUCUCCAGUUGAUAAUGGAUUGUGCCACUAAGCAGAGUUCAAUGAGUUUCUCAUGGGUUUAAUGCUUUUUAAUGUGGUAUGAAGGAGCUAGAAGUACUCAAAUGCAACAUAACAUGGCACAUUUGAGUCUAAACCUUAGACAUGACGUAUCAUGCAAGGAACGCAAUGGAGAGUAUAUAUGAGGGAAGCUCUCUUGAAGCUAAUGGAUUGUCGCAGAGAUUUAUGUAUCUUUGAUGAGUUCAGUUCUCUUUAUUUAUUAA